Messenger RNA from Clupea harengus (Atlantic herring), 5242 nucleotides. RefSeq names its product ankyrin repeat and BTB domain containing 3b (gene abtb3b). The record is from RefSeq and is a predicted model, not a curated record. Gene Ontology annotation, molecular function: protein heterodimerization activity. NCBI's taxonomy places the organism in Eukaryota, Metazoa, Chordata, Actinopteri, Clupeiformes, Clupeidae.
UGUUGGUCUUUAUUGGUAAAAUGUAUGUAUUAAAAUUUACAUUUUGAGUGGAAACCAGUUCAAAUAUGUAAUGUAAACAGUUGCAAACCAGUAAAUCUAAUUGGAAUGUGUCUAAUAACAACAGCUUAUUAUGAUAUUUGAAGUGAAAACCAUUCGAUAUGAUGGCUUCUAUUGUUUUUUGUUUUUUUUAGCAGGGAUGGGAUACUAUCGCAUUAAUGUUUUCAUUACACUACGGAAAAGUCCUUGACUUCUCAAAACUAGAGUGACUCUGCUGUAGUUCCACAACAGAAGCAACAUAUCCAUGGCAAGAGGUUCUGUCAAUCAGACCUAUGUCGCAAGUUCAUUGGAUGUAGGCGUUUCUACGGCUCCUCCUCCAAACAGAGAAAGCUUUGCGGCUUUGGUGCAGUGGUGCUCGCGCGGCUCUGCCUUGAUAGCUGCUGCCUUUACAAAGUUAAAAUAACCAUUGUUGGAACGCUACACACAUUUUAAAGGGACUUGAGUCUGUUCAGCUUCCGACGCUUAAGGACAGAUACUGUGCGUUUUUCUUUUGAAGCGGAGCAUUUUGGGACCGUGGUUUCAUACAGGGAUACAGUAUGAUGUGCAGUUAUGGCAAGAAGGGGUAAGUGUGUUGUGAGAACCCUGGAGGACUUGACGCUGGACUCGGGUUAUGGUGGAGCAGCAGACUCCUUCAGGUCGUCCAGCUUGUCGCUGUGCUGUUCUGACGCGCACACAUCGUACGCGCAUGGAGGGAACUGUUGGCAUCUAACAGACUCAAUGCAUAGUAGACACAACAGCCUUGACACUGUCAACACCGUUCUGGUCGAAGACGCCGAGAACCUGGAGAGCGCCGGACACUGUGCGAAACUUCCCGAGCUUGAGGAUGUACCCUGGAGUCUCGGGGAGGUGGAAACCGCGCUUAGAAAGGAAGAGGAGCUCCGAGACGGAGCCUUUCCUGGCGACCUGUUGGCGAGGCUCUCCGCGCUGGUCAGUCGAGCACUGGUGAGGAUCGCCAAGGAGGCACAGCGUCUGAGUUUGCGCUAUGCCAAAUGCACUAAAUAUGAGAUCCAAAGUGCCAUCAAGAUUGUUCUAUCCUGGACAAUUUCCGUCAACUGUAUCACUGCGUCGCUCAGCGCACUGUCAAUGUAUAACAUGAGCACGGAGGAUAAAUUCAGCCGUGGGAAGUCGGAGCGCUGUGGACUGGUGUUCUCCGUGGGGAAGUUCUUCAGGUGGAUGGUGGACAGCAGGGUCGCACUGCGGGUCCACGAGCACGCAGCCAUUUACCUGUGUGCGUGCAUGGAGAGCCUUUUCCGAGAGGUGUUCACGCGCGCCCUGCGCACAGCCCUGGUCGAGAAAGACAACGGAAUCCCAAAGUUUUCGCUCGAGUCGUUGGAGCAGUCCAUUAAUAACGACUCGGAGAUAUGGGGCCUCCUGUUGCCUUAUCAGCACCUCAUCUGCGGGAAGAACGCCAGCGGAGUGCUCAGUCUGCCGGACAGCUUGAACUUGCACAACGACCAGCAGAGGUCUGGAAAGGCAGGAGAGGGUCACGCCUACAGCCAAUCAGAGCUGCGCACCAUCGAGCAGUCCCUCCUGGCCACCCGCGUGGGCAGCAUCGCCGAACUCAGUGAGCUGGUGUCGCGGGCGAUGCACCACCUGCAGCCUCUGCACGUGAAGAACCACAGCAACGGCACCCCGGGCCACCACCACCACCACCGGCCCGCCUCCGUGCACUGGGAGCCCGAGGCCCUUUACACGCUCUGCUACUUCAUGCACUGCCCCCAGAUGGAGUGGGAGAACCCCAACAUCGAGCCGUCCAAAGUCACACUGCACACAGAGAGGCCGUACGUGGUGCUGCCGCCGGUGAUGGAGUGGCUCCGCGUGGCCGUGGCGCACGCCGAACACCGCCGCAGUUUCUCUGUGGACAGCGACGACGUCAGACAGGCGGCACGCCUGCUCCUGCCUGGCACUGACUGUGAACCACGACAGCUGAGGACGGAUGACUGUUUCUGUGCCUCCCGUAAGCUGGACGCUCCCUCCACCGAGGCCAAGUUCCUGCAGGACCUGGGCUUCCGCAUGCUCAACUGCGGGCGCACCGACCUGGUCAAGCAGGCCGUCAACCUGCUGGGGCCCGACGGCAUCAACAGCAUGAGUGAACAGGGGAUGACCCCUCUCAUGUACGCGUGUGUACGCGGGGACGAAGCCAUGGUGCAGAUGCUGCUGGACGCUGGAGCUGACAUCAACAGCGAGGUGCCAAACACGGUACACAAGCACCCCUCAAUCUUCCCCGAAACCCGGCAGGGGACCUCGCUCACUUUCGCCGUCCUACAAGGACAUGUCCCUGUUGUCCAGCUCCUCCUGGACGCUGGUGCCAAUGUGGAGGGCUCUUUGCAGGACGGCAUGGAGAACUACACAGACACUCCGCUCCAGCUGGCAGCUGCUGCUGGGAACUUUGAGCUGGUCAGUCUGCUGCUGGAGCGGGGGGCCGACCCCAUGAUUGGCACCAUGUACCGCAACGGCAUCUCCACGGCGCCCUUGGGCGACAUGAACUCAUUCAGCCUGGCAGCCGCACACGGGCACAGGAAUGUGUUCCGGCGGCUGCUGUCCCAUGCGGAGCCGGGGAAGAGUGACGUCCUCUCUCUGGAGGAGAUCCUGGCCGAGGGCUCGGAGGCGGGCGACAGAGACAGAGACAACGGCUCCCUGCAGUCGGACUCGGGGCGCUCGGGGAAGGCCAAGCUGCGCGCCCUCCGAGAGGCCAUGUACCACAGCGCCGAGCACAGCCACGUGGACAUCACGCUGGACAUACGCAGCCUGGGCAUCCCGUGGACACUGCACACCUGGCUGGAGUCUCUGCGCACCUGCUUCCAUCAGCACCGGCGGCCGCUGAUCCAGGGCCUGCUGAAGGAGUUCAGCUGCAUCGAGGAGGAGGAGUACACCGAGGAGCUCAUCACCCACGGCCUGCCUCUCAUGAUCCUGAUCCUCCGGGCCAGCAAGAAUGAGGUGAUCAGUCAGCAGCUGGCCGUGAUCUUCACGCAGUGCUACGGCCCCUACCCUAUCCCCAAGCUGGUGGAGAUCAAGAGGAAACAGACCUCGCGCCUGGACAUCACCUUCCUGAAUAACAAGGAGAUGUCUGACGUGACGUUCCUGGUGGAGGGGAAGCCCUUCUAUGCCCAUAAAGUUCUGCUGUUCACUGCCUCUGCCAGAUUCAAGUCUCUCCUGAUGAACAGGCCCGCCGGGGAGAACACCUGCAUUGAGAUCAGCCAUGUGAAGUACAACAUAUUCCAGCUGGUGAUGCAGUACCUGUACUGUGGAGGAACUGAUGCGCUGCACAUCAGAAACACGGAGAUCAUGGAGCUCCUGUCUGCUGCCAAGUUCUUCCAGCUGGAGGCACUCCAGAGACACUGUGAGAUCAUCUGUUCCAAAAACAUCAAUACUGAUACCUGUGUGGAGAUUUACAACCAUGCCAAAUUCCUGGAGGCACAGGAGCUGUCCGCCUACAUCGAGGGCUACUUCCUGAAGAACAUGGCGGUCCUGAUCGAGCUUGAGCCUUUCAAGCAGCUGCUCUACGACCCUCCGGCUGAGAACACCACCUUCGACGUCCUCCAGGACCUGGAGCGCAAUCUGGCCACGCGGAUCCAAUCCAUCCACCUCUCCUCCUCCAAAGGCUCCGUUGUCUAAAGACCCUCCAGACUCAGGAAGGGUGGAAGAGGGAUUCUUCUCUUGCAAAUCGCUCCAUCCCCCUCUUCCGUCACAGAGUGUGAGGUUUCAUCACAGACGCCACGCAAACGACACGCCUGUCAGGAACAGCGGGGAGCUCUGGGCUGAGGACCAAUCAUGACCACAGGAGAAAGGAGUCUGCAGACUCGAGCGACCCCUUGGAGAGUGACAGGGGGUCACAUGAAUGCCAUUCCAUGCACAGACAAAACCCACUGCGCCAGCGUCUAGAGUUGUUGCUUUUGCAAUAAUCACAAAAUAGUAGUGACAAAUAGUAAAGGAAAAUUGUUAUUUUUAGCAGAAAAAUUUUAACGAUGUACAAAAACAAAACAAAACUUGUGUACAAAGCAAGUGAUCAAAUGGAUCUGACUGGAUGCUGCCAGUAAUAUAUUUCAGAAUAUUAAUAUAAAUAUAAAUAUUGUCUCUUGAAAUUGUGUUGCUGGUGUGAUUGAGGUAUGUAUGGAUGGUGUUAACUAUUUUGGUGUCUGUGUGGCUGUGUGGCUGUGUGUGUGUGUGUGUGUGUGUUUGUGUGUGUGUGUGCCCUGUGCCCUUGUAUGUCUGUGUGUUUGGCUCAGGUGACGCCAGUGUAAAAGUAUGUACCUUGAGAGACUUCAAGCAGUAGUCCUCUAAAGACACACAAGAAAUCACAGAAUGCUAGUUCGUUUAGUUUCCCACUCUCCAAGGAGGCCCGGAACAUUCCAAUUUUAGAGGACACUUUCGUUUGUAGGGAUCUCGGAACUACCUGGAUCUUUCAGAUUAAGACCCUUCCUUGGCUACAACACUGUACUGUACAGAUAAUUUCCAGGCAGUCCAUGGACCAUGGAACCCGCAGCUGUUCAACAAAGAACACAACCUGCUUCUUCAAUUCUUUGGUGCAGUCACUGAUAUCAUUCAUAGUUCAUUCAUAGACAGUUCAUGUGUGUGCAAACCCACAUGUUGGCAAGAAUAGGUACCUAAAUGGACCUUGAUUUCAUUGACUUGUAAAUAAACAGUCCAUAAAUAAGCCUGGGAGUGCUGACUCCCCUUGUAAGUUAAUGUACAGUAUCUACAGUGUGUCUCAUCAGACCCCAAUGGACAAACAGGGAACGGUCUGUACUUGCUCUGGUGUAAAGAUGCAUGUGGGUGUUUGUAACUUUCUUUGUACUUUGUCUCAAAAAGAGCUUGUUGUUUUGGUUGUACGUGUGUGUGUGUGUGUGUGUGUGUGUGUGUGUGUGUGUGUGUGUGUGUGGUUGUGUGUGUGUGUGUGUGUGUGUUGGGGGUGUGGGGGGAGAUUUUAAAUGAGCAUGGCAUUUUGAUCAUGUCUACCUGUGCUGUGAAACAGUGAUCUCAUUCCAGGUCCGAGCUUGAAGAGAUUCACCUGGUACAUAUCAGAUCUCAUCAGUGCUCUGAUGUGUGUCCGUUGCCAUGGCAUUUGUGCAAACAGACUGACCUCUCUUAAUGUCCUGUUCUGUAUGAUGACUGAAUAUCUGACUCUGUAGAAAAAGAGAUUACUGCAAAUUGAUUAUAUAUGUAUGAAUCAUGUUUGGAAAAACCA